Molecule: messenger RNA, 1001 nt
Organism: Cornus florida
Lineage: Eukaryota; Viridiplantae; Streptophyta; Magnoliopsida; Cornales; Cornaceae
Exons: 6
Coding region: 327-842 (171 amino acids)
Biological process (GO): siroheme biosynthetic process
Molecular function (GO): uroporphyrin-III C-methyltransferase activity
Source: RefSeq, a predicted model, not a curated record
CUCCGUUGAUUUGUAAUAUUUGGGCCCUAAACUACAUCAUUUUUGGGGGCCAAUUAACACUGUAUUCCACUUUCCCAUUUCAUUUUGCAAUAGCCCUAACUCCUUCAGCGGCUCUCUUUCCUUCUAUCACAGGUCUCGCCCUUCCAGAUUACAAUCUAUAUACACACACAAACACACACACAUAUAUAUACACACACACAUGUAUAUCUAGAACUCAAUCUAGAUUCGAGGGUUUUAGUCUUGCCCUUCCAUCACCGGUGGUUUAGAGAGACAAAGUCAUUGCUACUGCAUCAAAUGGGGUUUUCGGAAGAUUCUGCAGAGCUCUGAUGGCGGCGGCCGCCGGCAUUGCAAAGGACACUCGGGAAACCAGGGUCUUGAAGGUUGGACCCAUCUCCCCGGAGCUGAAAAAAUUUAUGGGAGUCCCCUCAACGUGUCGCACCGAUGCCGUGAGAAAGGUGUGGGCACACAUAGUGCAACACAAGCUUCAGGAGGAAAUUCACGAGUUGCUUCUGAGUUUUGCUGAAGCUAGAACCACAGUUGUGAGACUUAAAGGAGGUGAUCCACUGGUGUUUGGGAGAGGUGGGGAGGAGAUGGAUUUCUUGCAACAACAAGGGAUUGAAGUGCAAGUCAUUCCAAUUGAGGAAAAAGAAGGCAUUCAGCUUUCUCGUGCAAAUUUAUUCAUACGCACACAUACAAAUAAGGAUGGCAAUGCUUCUGAUGUUGCUGCUUCAGAGAUGAUUCUACUUUUUUGGAUUUUGUACCGUGGAUUUUGCAGCUACUUCCUUGGAUUUUGUACAGUGAAGUGGUUUUUUGACAAAUGCAGAUUGAAACUCAAGUGCUAGAAGGUUUUAUCAAUUUUUCAAUAGAAGUGUUAAGAAAUUGAUGAAUUUCUUGACAAAUGGAUGUACUUCCUGUUUUGGAACAUUGAUAAAUGAUGAAUUGUAAAAAUGUUUUAACUCUUUUGAUAUAUUUAAUGGGAUAUGUAUGUUUUUUGAAUUAAA